CGUUGUUUCCUAUGUUUAAUGUUCAUGGUGCUAUUUAGAUAAGGGCGUUAAAUAUAUUGCUAGGUACUGAAGCAAUGGAGAAAUCUGCCGAAAAAGCACAGUGCAGCCAUGUUGACCUCAUCAUCAGACGUGGCAGGGUGAUUAAUUCUGCCAGCAGCAUGGACCGCAUAGCAGACGUCGCGGUGAAAAAUGGACAGAUCUUUGCAGUGGGAGAAAACCUUCGUCUGACCGCUGACGAAGAAUUUGACGCCUCUUCUUGCAUUGUGACACCAGGGCUGAUAGAUCUCCACGUUCAUUGUUACCAAUAUGCCACGCCCUUGGGAGUAAAUGUAGACGAAAGCGCCGUGGCUAGGGGUGUAACCACUGUCGUUGAUGCGGGGAGCGCAGGUGCUACCACAUUCCAAGGUUUACGGAAAUAUGUUGCAGAGAAAAGCAAGACCAGAGUUUAUGCCUUCCUCCACAUUGCUGCCCAUGGCCUUGCUUCAGCUGGUUGCAGUGGACAUGGCCAAGGAGGGGAAUGUGAUUCCCUUAACCAAGUUGAUCCAGAGCUUUGUUUGGAAUGCAUUGAGGAAAACCGUGACAUUAUAGUAGGUGUCAAGGUUAGGCUGUCAGCAGAUGUAGCUAAUGACGGAGCAUAUGAAGAAGAGGUUUAUGUGCGGGCGUUGGAAGCAGCUAAGAAAGCAGGAGUUCCCCUUAUGGUGCAUCACGCAUUUUCUACAAUUCCAACAGAAUCAGAUGGUGGGGAUGGCCUCUCCGCGCCCGGAAGCAUGCAUUUUGGUGACAUCUACACACACAUGUACCACGGCUUUCCUAACACCAUCAUUGAUAUAAAAACCAAGCGCGUCUGUGACUCUGUCAAAGAAGCACGUAACCGUGGUGUCUUAUUCGACCUGGGCCAUGGACUGGGGUCAUUCAGUUGGACGGUGGCUGAAUUAUGUGCCAAAGAGAGCUUUUGGCCGGAUAGCAUCAGCUCAGAUUUGCAUACGGGUAACUGUCACGGUCCAGCUCACGAUCUUCCCUUCAUCAUGACCAAGCUUCUUCAUGUCGGAAUGCCGCUACCGUACAUCAUCAAGGCAGUCACUGCAGCACCAGCUAACGCUAUUGGGAAGAGCAACGUGAUCGGGUCUCUGAUGGUGGGACGUGCAGCUGAUAUUACCUUACUGAAGAUUGAGGACUGUGAUUUGCAGGUCGAAGACUGUCAGUCUCAGAUUCGGCAUGUAACCAAACAGAUUGCUCCCGAGGCUGUGUGGAGGGACGGGAAACGGCAUCCAAUCACCAGGGUCAACUAUAGGAUCAGUAUGCAUCAGUUCUAUGAGCAAGCAAAGGAUUGGCCGCGUCUGCACGUCCAUGACGAGUGCCCACCUUGUCCCCCAGGAAACCGCGAUGCUGCACAUGAAUUCCUCAAGACAAUCUAAUCAAAUUAUAUAUUAUCUAAUUAAUUAAUUAUAAAUAUUAUAUAAUCUAACUAUAUAUAUUAUAUAACUCAUUUACUAUGUUCUUUGCUGCUACCCUCAUACAGGAAGACACACCGAGACCAUACUGAGUGCCUUGUAUUAGAUGAUAGAGUCGCUGAGAAAGGGUUAAAUAAUGUAUAAAUGGAUGUUGAUUAAAUGCAACCAUUUCCCUUGAAGCUGUGCACAAUCCAGGGUACCGCCCUGCAGCGGUAUUUCAACAUAAAUACCAUCUUUCUUUGAUCUCCCUGCCAGUGGUCACAUCACAUGACCUGAUGACUUUCAAGAUAGCGUUUGAAUGUAUCCGCCGUUGGCAUGGCAACAGUUUCUAGAAUAGAAAUAAUCGCAUGAGUUGGUGUCCUAGGGUUGGUGUGGUAUGUGGAUUAAAGGAAUACUUAAAGCUGAACUGACCCAUUUUAAAGAAAAUUUUCAGCCUUGUCUGACGGUAGUAUAUAAAGAAUGAAACCCUUCAGAAUAAAUGAGUCAAAUUAAAUGAGUCAUAUAUUAAUGGCUUAAGGAAUUGAUGCUGACUGUAAAUUAUGGUUGUCUCACCAAACCGUGAGGGGUGGAGCUAAAAUGUAUACCUCGGUUUUGGGCAAAAUGACAGCUUUACCAAAAGUCUGAUGAGACUGUGAUCGAGGUAUCACUUUCUGUUCUAAAACACCUCAAACUAAACAAUGAAAUGGGAUUUUGACUGUCUUUAUGAUAUCGCUGAUAGUUCCUAUAGCUCUCAGGAAAACUAAUGAGGCAGUUUGGAUGUUACCAUGACAACAGUAUAAUGCUGGGAGUCAUUCGCGGAUCUGUUAUACGGAGUUGUUGGUUUGAUAAGCGGUUUCACGGAUGUGUGGGAACGGUACCAGUUGGAGCAUCUGCAUUGUGUUGUGUAAGAAAUGCUUGAAGACCUGGGUAAGCCAACUGUAAAUGGUCAAAUUUCAAUGCCUCUGUUUUUUUUGUUUUUUUUAAAUUAAUUGAAAAAUAUACUAUGGCGAUUUAAAUGGUUGCAAAUCGUGGUUAUUCGCAAAAAAUGUCUCAUUACAGUGUUUGGUUUGGUUCACUGCUCCAUUAUAGAACCACGCUUGUGGUUUCUGUCUAUAUGUAUAUCACAUCAUAAAUAAAUCAUCGAUAAGGAGUUGAU
Messenger RNA from Lineus longissimus, 2586 nucleotides. RefSeq names its product deacetylase Oant_2987-like. The record is from RefSeq and is a predicted model, not a curated record. The transcript has 5 exons. Bases 75 to 1415 code for a protein of 446 amino acids. NCBI's taxonomy places the organism in Eukaryota, Metazoa, Nemertea, Pilidiophora, Heteronemertea, Lineidae. Gene Ontology annotation, molecular function: deacetylase activity; hydrolase activity, acting on carbon-nitrogen (but not peptide) bonds.